Molecule: messenger RNA, 1335 nt
Organism: Aspergillus clavatus NRRL 1
Lineage: Eukaryota; Fungi; Ascomycota; Eurotiomycetes; Eurotiales; Aspergillaceae
Product: NADH:flavin oxidoreductase/NADH oxidase family protein
Exons: 1
Coding region: 1-1335 (444 amino acids)
Molecular function (GO): oxidoreductase activity; FMN binding
Source: RefSeq, a predicted model, not a curated record
AUGCCUGCACGAUACGCUUCGCAUCCUGUCGAUGUCUCACCACUGGGGAAGCCAUUGCAUUUCGCCUUCAGCCAGCGCGAAGCUCCCAAUCGGUUCUACAAGGCGGCCAUGACCGAGCGACUUUCGUCCUGGUCCCCCACCGAUCUAAAAGCACGAGGCAUCCCCAGCUCGGAGCUGGUCAACGUCUACAAGCGAUGGGGCGAAGGCGGAUACGGGCUCAUCUCCACUGGCAACAUCAUGCUAGCGUACGACCAGCUCGAAGCCCCCGGCAACCCGAUCAUCGAUCUGGAGAAUCCCUAUCACGGGCAGCGCUUCGAGGCCUUCCGCGAGCUGGCAACACAGGCCAAGAAACACGGCAGCCUGGUCAUCGGCCAGGUCAGCCACCCGGGGCGGCAGACGGAGGAGCGGCUCCAGCCGGACCCGGUCUCGGCCAGCGAUGUCCGGCUCGAGAAGGAGAUCAUGGGGAUGCGCUUCGCGAAGCCCCAUGCAGCGUCCAAGGACGAGAUCCAGGAUUUCGUGCGGCGGUGGACGCACGCAGCGGUCUAUCUGCACAAGGCUGGGUACGACGGGAUCCAGCUACAUGGCGCGCAUGGGUACCUUUUGGCGCAGUUCCUGUCGCAGACCACGAAUCACCGCACGGAUGAGUACGGCGGGAGUCUUGAGAACAGAGCACGGCUGAUCGUGGAGAUCGCCCGGUCCAUCCGGAAGGAGCUGCCUGCGUCAACAGGGUUUAUGCUAGGCAUCAAGAUCAAUUCGGUCGAGUUCCAGACCGGUGGCUUCACGGCGGAAGAAGCACGCGCCCUAUGUCGGAUCCUGGAGGAGAACGAGUUUGAUUUCGUCGAGUUGUCUGGCGGCACGUACGAGUCUCUUGCGUUCAGCCAUAGGCGCGAGUCCACGGGGAAGCGGGAAUCGUUCUUUCUGGAGUUCGCAUCGCUCAUCACCCCGGUCUUAAGCAAGACGAGGAGCUACGUGACGGGUGGGUUGCGUACGGCGUCGGGUAUGGUGGGGGCCCUGCACACGGUGGAUGGCGUCGGGCUGGCUCGACCUGCGUGCCAGGAAUUCCAUUUGCCACGCGACAUCCUGGAAGGCAAGGUGACGGGGGCGAUUGAGCCGAAGAUCGACCAGCAGGAUUUCGGGAUAACCAGCGCGGCGGCGGGAAUGCAGAUGAAGCAAGUGGGCAAGGACGAAGACCCGAUCGACUUGAGCGAUGAGAAGAACGUGGAGAUGUUCCUGAAGCACCAGGCUGAGUGGGGACAGAAGAUGCAGCAAGACGCGGCAAAGAUGAAUCUGUACGGCUAUGUGGAUCUGCCUAAAGGUGACGCCUUUAGAGAGUAG